AAAGACCGAAAGAGAGAGCGAUUGAGUGUACUGCGUUCGUAUGAUUGGACAGUGGGAGGGGUAGUUUUGAAUAAGCAAAGCUCACACCUCUGGGAAAUACACUCAACAUUUUCCGUUUGGCUGCGUGAAGCCGGUGACAAGAAAGGCUACGGCAAACUGCAGAUGACAGCUGAUCUUUAGUCUACUUGCGAGAUGUACGGUAGCCUACCGUGUGUAACGUAUGUUACUAUUCUAAACUAGUUUUCCUGUGUCGGUUAUAUCGGUAACCGCAGUUGUCUUGGCCAGCAUGGACAGUGAAGCAAGGGCGAAUGGGGAGGACAUCACUCUCAACAAACUAGACGACAUAGAAGCAAACCACGACCGUCUUGACCCCUCUGGAAAGGUGUACCGAAUGAUUAACAUGAAUCACUAUGCCACUAGGAAGAGUGUAGCUCAGAGUAUGCUUGAUGUGGCUCUACUCAUGGCUAACUCAUCCCAGCUAAAGACUGUCCUAUACAUGGAGUCACAGUACAGAUUCUACAAACCUCUCAUAGUACUGCUGUCCAUGUCUAUUACGCUACAGGUUGUCGUGGGACUACUGCUUGUCUUUAUAGUGAAGUAUGAUCUGAAUGAUGUGAGGAAACACUCAAAGCUGAACAUGAUGAACAACACAGCAACAGUAUUUGUUUUCUUCACAGUCAUCAUCAACAUCUUCAUCACUGCGCUAGGCUUUGAGGGUGCUGUGAUAGGACUUCCAGAACCCCAAUCUUUCCUUCUGACCACUGAACAGAACCAGACCGGAGGCCUCUAGGCCACAACCUCAAAUCAUCCUCAGACAACUGGUAGGUUGUAGAGCACAAGCUUAGCACAAGCUGGCCUCAAUUUAACCGGAGGCUUGUACAACCUGAACACAACAUCAGCAGAAACCUGGAACCUAACCCCAACCUACAGUACUGUCAGUUAUCUCUACACUGACAGGGCAGUGCAGGUGCCAGAGGUCUGCACACUCAAAAAGUUCUACAGCUACACCAUCGAGAGCAUCCUGACCGGUUGCAGCCCCGCCUGGUAUGGCAACUGAUCAGCAUCCGACCGUAAGGUGCUACAGAGGG
Molecule: messenger RNA, 1088 nt
Organism: Oncorhynchus tshawytscha (Chinook salmon)
Lineage: Eukaryota; Metazoa; Chordata; Actinopteri; Salmoniformes; Salmonidae
Exons: 3
Coding region: 287-790 (167 amino acids)
Biological process (GO): tissue regeneration; cell adhesion
Cellular component (GO): membrane
Source: RefSeq, a predicted model, not a curated record